This is a messenger RNA of Talaromyces stipitatus ATCC 10500, 321 nucleotides long. RefSeq lists its product as uncharacterized. The record is from RefSeq and is a predicted model, not a curated record. NCBI's taxonomy places the organism in Eukaryota, Fungi, Ascomycota, Eurotiomycetes, Eurotiales, Trichocomaceae. Bases 1 to 321 code for a protein of 106 amino acids. The transcript is spliced from 2 exons.
AUGCUCGACAUCGUCGCCUGCCGAUGGGAUCAGCAGAAACGCCAAUCUGGCGCCGCUGAAGCCCCAAUUGUCUUUAUCUACGGCAAUCUGGGGACCACAGUUUGUGAACUCACUUACUUUGCCUCGGAGUUGCUUGAUACUGCGCAGUCAAUCUCUCACCGACAGGUAUGCCAACACGGAAUUCGCGAUGCUGGGCACAUUUCCGCGCUUCAGUGUAUGAUUAAAGAGGAUGUCGCCUUUGGCUUUUGCACAUGUACUGAAGACCAUGGUGAUAUCAACAGCUUACGCAGCGCCUUUGCUGCCGAAAACCCGUCGCAGUAG